AGUUCGCACGGAACUAGUUUGUAAGCGCGAUGCUUUUCUUAAUUUUAGAAAUAUUUAUUAUAUUAUAAUAUUUUAAACCUGUGUAUAUAGUGCAUAAAAGAAUGUAUUCUGAUUAACACAACUAAUCAACUGGAAAUUACUGUGCCCACUUUUGAAUUGCCUCCUACAACAUGCGACCCAAGGAUCACCCUGAUCUGCACUUCGACGUGAUUCCCAAGCUGUACGAUGCCCAUUCCAAGGUGAUUCUCACGACCUUGUGCAAUGUGGAUGAGCAGCUCAAGCUGCUGCCCCGCCGCUUCUGUCGGAUGUACACCACUCGGCCACUGGCCAACCAGCUGCUUCAGUAUCUGCAAGCCCGUAAAGCGAACGUUGUGGAGCAGGACUUCCAUGUGGUGGAAGAGGGUCAGCCCUUUGCCCUGCUGUUUAAGGACGGGAAACGUCUGGAGGGCAUGCUAUGCUCUGGAAGUCAUCUGGGGCACAGCCUCAUCUUGCUUAUCCGGCGGAUGCAGGAUAACAGGCUGCUGAACUGCUACUCGGCUAUGAGACUCGAUAAUCUUGGUCGUCUACUGUGCAACUCCGUCUUCAACUCUUGGAUCAUCCAGGGAAUCGAGCAGCUGUAUCUGAAUCUCUCCUCCGUAAAUUUGCCGUUUGAGCACAUAGAUUUUGAUGAAAUGGCUCAUUACAUAGAGGAGCACAGAGCAAGGAAUGGCCAGAGCGUGGUGCAUCUGAAGGUGCCAAAAUUUGGCUACGAGGAACUGUUCUGGAGACUGGCACACACGACUCUCCGCGGGCAUAUUCAUCUAGGCGAACACAUGGCAAAGAACUACGAGUGCCUUAGCACCGAUCUGGAGAGUUUUCGCGACGAAAGUUAUGUACCAAAGAUUUUCGUCAGCGGUUGCCCGACGGACUUUAAUCCCUAUCAAAAGGUGGUUUCCCUGGAUAUCAAAGAACUGAAGUGGACGCCGACUCCGACCAGGAUGCAUCUUCGUCAGCUAUGCAGCCUCCUGCGACCUCAACAUAUCCAGGGGAUUGUCCAGUUUCAUACGGUUGGCAUUGUGCCGCCCAUUCCGUCAUUCCUAAAGGUCUUCAAGGCAAACCAUUCACCAAAGAGCGAUGCAGUUUUACCAAGGAUUACGGGUGAACUCCAAGCAGGACAGGCGAAGCAAGGACUCUAUCGCGAUUUUCGGUCGAGAAGGGCCUUUGAAUUUGUGAACGAUGGCGACGAAAGCAGUAGUUCGGGUUAGAUUAAAGUAUAUCCCUAUUUGAAUAAGUAAUCAUGUUUAUGUUCUCCCUAUUUGAAUAAAUAGUCAUGCUCAUUUCUA
Drosophila yakuba is the source of this 1322-nucleotide messenger RNA. RefSeq lists its product as uncharacterized. NCBI's taxonomy places the organism in Eukaryota, Metazoa, Arthropoda, Insecta, Diptera, Drosophilidae. Bases 171 to 1244 code for a protein of 357 amino acids. The transcript has 2 exons. The record is from RefSeq and is a predicted model, not a curated record.